Messenger RNA from Gadus morhua (Atlantic cod), 2209 nucleotides. It is a transcript of the gene gjb8, whose product is annotated as gap junction protein beta 8. The record is from RefSeq and is a predicted model, not a curated record. The transcript has 2 exons. Lineage: Eukaryota; Metazoa; Chordata; Actinopteri; Gadiformes; Gadidae. Gene Ontology annotation, molecular function: gap junction channel activity. Gene Ontology annotation, cellular component: connexin complex. Gene Ontology annotation, biological process: cell-cell signaling; gap junction-mediated intercellular transport. Bases 208 to 1014 code for a protein of 268 amino acids.
CUCAUAAGUCCAGACGCACCUGAAGAUCCUCAGCUCAACGAGCGCCGCCUCAAUCAACUAGAGUAGUUUAAAUAGACCACAGUGCUUGAAGUAGCCUAGUUCAUUCUCAUUAUAUGGCUUCCGUUCGGCUAUGGAUCGGCUUUAACUGAUGGACUUCACAUUACACAAAUAGAACAGACGGUGUGAGUUCCCGUGGUAACCGUAGUCAUGACUUGGGGCGCGCUGUACGCCCAGUUGGGCGGAGUCAACAAGCACUCCACCAGCCUGGGGAAGAUCUGGCUGUCGGUGCUCUUCAUCUUCCGCAUCACCAUCCUCGUCCUGGCGGCCGAGAGCGUGUGGGGCGACGAGCAGUCGGACUUCACGUGCAACACGCAGCAGCCGGGCUGCAAGAACGUCUGCUACGACCACUUCUUCCCCGUGUCCCACAUCCGCCUGUGGUGCCUGCAGCUGAUCUUCGUGUCCACGCCGGCGCUGCUUGUGGCCAUGCACGUGGCCUACCGUAACCGGGGCGACAAGCGCACCAUGCUGCGGUCCAACGGCGGGGAGAAGACCACGGACCUGGAGCUCGAGGGGCUGAAGCGCCGGAGGCUGCCCAUCACGGGGUCCCUGUGGUGGACCUACACCUGCAGCCUGUUCUUCCGGCUGAUCUUCGAGGGCGGGUUCAUGUACGCCCUGUACUUCCUGUACGGCGGCUUCCAGAUGCCGCGGCUGGUCAAGUGCGAGCAGUGGCCGUGCCCCAACAAGGUGGACUGCUUCAUCUCGCGGCCCACGGAGAAGACGGUGUUCACCAUCUUCAUGGUGUCGUCGUCCACCCUCUGCAUGGUGCUGAACGUGGCGGAGCUGGCCUACCUGGUGGCCAAGGCGCUGUUGCGCUGCUCCAACCGUGCGGCCCGCAGGAAGAUGCCCUACGUCCACCACGACGGCGGGGCGGCGAGAGACCUGGCCCUGAUGGAGAACAAGAAGAACGACCUCAUGAUGUCGCCCUGCAUGGACUCGGGCAACAAGACCGCCUGAUGGAGGGGUGGGGCUAGGCAUGGGGGGGGGGGACAUGACAGUCUCAAGAGUGUUGGACUCCAUAAAGAAACGAGACAUGAAGUAUUGAGGCGUGGAGAAGCAAGAUGGAAGUUGUGAGCAAACAGUGGUCGCCUUUGACUCAUCCACUGGUAUUCUGUAGAGAAUUAGCCAAGCAAAGUAGACUAUAGUGUUGUACUUUUUAUAUCACUUUUGUAGAUUUUUACACCCAAGACUGAUCGUGUUCAUGAUUUAUUUUGUAUUGUUUUAAGUAAUUGUGGAAGAUUGUCGCUUGUAAGAUUUGAGGGGCGCUUUUUUUUAGCAUGAACAAGAACUGAUCCACAGCGACACCUUGUGGUGUACGGGCGCCCAUGCAAUGCCACGUCUAUACACGCUGUUGUGUGGUUUAAGGAAAUAGAGGAUUAAUUAAGCGUUGGGGGGGGGGGCGGCGAAUAGAGAAUCAAGGGCCUCGGUUAACUAUUCUAUUGGUUUAUUUUUAUGUAUGGCACAAAAUGUUUUAAUGUUGUGUAUUUUUAAGCGAGACAGUUUCAAGGUUUACCAAAAGUGUAUUUUUAAUCCUGCAGAUUUAUCCCUGUAAUUUUUUUCUCGUAGGCUCCCGAGAGUCACUCCGUGCCCAUGGUUUACGAGGGAAGGUUUAAACGAGACGCUGCCAUUGUGCUGCAGGAAAUUCAUGUAGUAACAUUGACCACGUGACCGACCGAGGGUCUCUUGUAGGGGGAGUCUGUAUCACUUUUCAGAUUGAUCUUUAUUUAGCCUGCUCGACUGAACCUGGAGGGGGGACUUCCUUGUCUGCUCAACGUGGGGAAGAACAAUGCGUCUCUUCAGAGAAGGGGUCAUACAAAUUUGAGAUCUGAGGAGAAUGGCCUUCACCGGAAGUGUCUAGAGCUCAGACUGAUCCAGCGUAGUUUACCCAACAGGAUGGUUUUAAUGGCACAAUGGUAUGAUUGAAAGUUGACUGCUAUAAUCACAAAUAUACGCACUAGGCCUCCAGCAAUGGGUGCAUUGUUUCCGUUAUUUUAGCAGUUCGUUUUUUUUCUAUUGUUAAACGUAAAAUGUAUAUCACCUUGCCUUACUGCCAUGAAAAUGCUUUUCUAUAUGAAAUGUGUCGUGUAGGCUACUUAAUUGUUACAUAUGCACUAUUACUUCUGUAUAUUAAUAAACUGAAAGAACUGCAAAA